AUGAGCCAUUUUCGAAGUGCCACAUUCACGUACUUUCAACGGCUUUUAUACCCUACUCUCGAUUUCGUAAUUGUCUUCCUCAGACGACGAUUUUCGAGAACAUGGCGGCGCUUUCUUGCUCAGAACUUUGGAAAUUUUCAGAUCAAAAACGAGUGUAUCGCUGCUGGUGGACGUGCGCCGCUCACUGACAUUGCCGUUGCUCUCAAUAUAGAUUUCGAUCAUAUUGAACGAACUGCUCGUUUCAUUGUGGCCAAUGAUGAGGAAUUCACUCUUUCCAAUGCUGAAUUGUUCGCUACGGAAUACGUUCAUCGUCUUCGAAAUGAACUACGCUCACUUCUCGAUGAACAAGGAAAUCAAACAACCGCAGCACUCUGCAAACAUUGGGAUCUCUCUCCAGAACUUUUACAGUCUCUCCUUAUCGAGAAAUUGAGCUUAACGGAUUUCCAAGGAGUUGUGGAUGGAGAUACAAUCUACACUGGUUCUUAUCUCGAUGCAAGACAAUUGGUUCUUCGCGCUGUUCUUGUUGCAGUUACCAAGGUGACACCGAUUUCUACCAUUCAAAAGCGCGUUGGACUGACAGCGAAACGUUUCUGGAUCGCUUUUGAAAAUCUUCAAGCUAUUGGUGAAGUGCCUGGAACAAUCAUCGGUUCGAAGACGUCUCCAGCAUGCUCGUAUCGGCCGAAAAUGUAUGACUAUCUUGUCAAGGCAUGUGUUGUGAAUCAAUACCGACAGAAUGAGUUCCUUCAAAUCUCUACAUUGAAAACUCUCGGAGUCGACGGAAAACAAGCAUUGGAAGAGACUCUUGGAGCGAGUGAAGCGAAGAAAUUAAUCAAUUUGAACUCAAUGUACAUGACAAAAGAACUUAUGGACCAAUGUGUCCAAACUGUGCAUGAUGAGAUUCAGAAGACUGGAAUUGCUGAAAUCCGUGUUUCACUUCAAACAUUGAAUCUUCCUUUGGAUACUGUCGAUGAGGAUUUCAUUGGAGAGAAAGUGGCGAAUUCAGAGAAAGAAACAAACUUUUCGGAAGGAUUUGUAUUCAAGGCCUCGAUAUUGACAGAAGCAUUGAAAUCAAUCGAUAAGCAGAUCGAAACAAAGGCACAUCAAGAAGUUGAUAAGUUAGAAGCAGAGAAGAAGAAGCAGGGCGGAGGAGCCAAAGCACCGCCAAAAGUUCAGGAUGAUGCAGACGACUGGGGAGAUAACAAGAAAGGAGGGAAGGGAGGAAAGAAGGGUGGAAAGGGAGGUAAAAGCGGUGGUGGAAAAUCUUCUUCUGCUACCACGUCUUCUGCUCCAUCCGGAUCUGGUACUGUUCAAGUUAGCGAAGAAGAACUCGAAGCGUGGAUUCGGGAUAGUCAAGCUGUUCCAGAAGAAAUUAUUUCUGUAGUCGUGGAGAAGUUGGGUCAUGAAGCUACAGCAGCAUUACGGAAGAAAGUUCAAGAGAUUCAAGCUGUUCAACUUGUUGCCAGUGCUGCAAAUUCGAAGAAAUCUCUAUCUGCGAUCGGAGAUAAAUGUCGUCAAUUAUAUGAUACCUUGAAUACUUUCGAAGCAGCGACGACGUCUUUUGCUGAUCCCCUUGGCUCUCACCUUCGCCAAUAUCUUCUCAAAACUGUGGGAUCCGAUUUGGCAAAUGGUCUGUUAUCCUAUGCAACUGGAGUAGACAACGCACAUCAAAUGAAAGAGAAACAACGUGAUGAGACUGUCGAGGGACUUCCAGAAAUGGUUCGUGAGCCAAUUCGUGCACUCUUCGCGUCUCUAAAAUCAACGGAUGACGAUGCGUUGGAAAAGUUCCAUGAUGCAGUUUACGAUUGCUCUGUGCCAAGUGCCACGUCACUUUCAUUGAGAAAGAUUGACAAGAAGGGAAGAUCAGAAGUUGGUAUCAAAAUUUCGGCGGAUCUUCGCGAGCAACUUUCAUCUCAAUCAGAGCCAGCGACUGCUUUACUUCUCUCCGUUCUCUAUCUUCUCGCUAAAAAUGGACGUCCGAUAACAGCCAGUGGAAAGUUUGUUGCCCAAUUAAUGGCUCAAAUCAAGGAUAUUUGUCCAGAGAACGUUUACGACCUACUCCAAUCGUGUCAGAAAGGAGUUGUCACUUGCAUCAAGAAUAAGGAUGACGAAGUUGCCAGAGAAAUGUUGGAAGAGGAUAUUUCGAAGCUGAAAGCAGCGGUUCUCCAAUAA
Caenorhabditis remanei is the source of this 2169-nucleotide messenger RNA. RefSeq lists its product as uncharacterized. The record is from RefSeq and is a predicted model, not a curated record. The transcript is spliced from 7 exons. Gene Ontology annotation, molecular function: UFM1 ligase activity. Gene Ontology annotation, biological process: response to endoplasmic reticulum stress; regulation of proteasomal ubiquitin-dependent protein catabolic process; protein K69-linked ufmylation. Gene Ontology annotation, cellular component: endoplasmic reticulum membrane. Lineage: Eukaryota; Metazoa; Nematoda; Chromadorea; Rhabditida; Rhabditidae. Bases 1 to 2169 code for a protein of 722 amino acids.